This is a messenger RNA of Penicillium soppii, 1041 nucleotides long. Its product is annotated as vesicular amine transporter. The record is from RefSeq and is a predicted model, not a curated record. Gene Ontology annotation, molecular function: transmembrane transporter activity. Gene Ontology annotation, biological process: transmembrane transport. The transcript has 5 exons. Bases 1 to 1041 code for a protein of 346 amino acids. NCBI's taxonomy places the organism in Eukaryota, Fungi, Ascomycota, Eurotiomycetes, Eurotiales, Aspergillaceae.
AUGGCUGCUGCGAAAAGUCUGCCUGUAAUUUUUCUUGCUCGAUUUGUUCAGGCGAUUGCAGAUAACUCGAUGUGGAUCGCAGGGCUGGCAAUGAUCACGGACAUUGUUCCUUCUCAUCAAUUUGGUCGCAUCAUGGGGUUUCUGAGUGUUGCAGUCUCGGUGGGAACAUCAGCUGGCCCGAUGGUUGCCGGCUUACUGUUUGAAAAGUGUGGUUAUUGGGCAGCGUGGUCGAGUGCAUUUCUACUCCUAUUCAUUGACUUUAUUAUGCGAAUCUUGAUGAUCGAGCGUCCGAAAACUGAGUUGUUAGGGCCUUUGUUUCGCGCUGCUGAUGAAGAAAUUGACCCCUUAAUUCCUCAGACGAUCCAACCAUACAAACAAGGACAGCCAGAUCCAGACGUGAAGCACGUCUCGAAUGCCGAAGUAUCUGGGUUAUGGUUCUACUUUUAUCUACUACGCCAGCGUCGAUUUUUUGUAGGGACUGCUUCAUAUGUCUUCUAUGCCAUGCUAGUGACCAGCUUUGACACAACAUUACCUCUCCAUAUACGUGAGAGCUUCAACUGGGGCAGCCUAGCGGCUGGAUUGCUUUUCAUCUGUCUCCAACUUCCGGGAAUAAUAUUGACUCCUCUCAGCGGAACGCUCAAAGACCGCGUGGGAACACGUUACCCUACUGGGACUGGGUUUUUACUGAUUGCGCCAUUUUUCUGGCUAGCUGGAUUGCCCGGGGCAAGCGAAGUUUCAUGGACUAGUGGGAGUUUAGAAACUGGAAAAGCUGUUUACGUUGUUUCCGUAACCAUUAUCGGGUGCUUAUUUUCUUUAUUCAAUGGGUCGGGAUUCCUAGAGGCGACUUUGACUGUUGACGAGAUCGAAAGCAACAACCCCGGUAUCUUUGGGUCGAACGGCGGAUACGCCAGAGCAAAUUCACUUUCGUGGAUGUCCUGGACCUUGGGCAUGUUCCUUGGUCCGAUAGUCUCUGGGCUUCUAACAGAAAAGGCUGGGUACUUCAAGUUGAACCUUAUUCUAGACUGCAUGACAAAUGACUGA